AUGACUCCGAUUCUGCACAUCUCUACCAGCACCAUCCGACCAACUAAUGACGGUGAUGAUGAGUUAAAUCACAGAUCAAUCGAGUUAACUCCUUGGGAUCUGCGUUUGAUCCAGGUCGAUUACAUUCAAAAGGGGCUGCUCUUCAAGAAAUCAGCAGAGACGGAAGAGAGCAGUAGCUUGAUAGACCACCUAAAAUCCACGUUUUCCCGUACCUUUAAUUUCUACCCGCUCGCUGGUCGGUUUGCCCUGACUAAAAAUGAUAACGACAACACCUGUUCUUUCUUCAUCGAUUGUAAUGGCAACGAAGCUGAGUUUGUCCAUGCAGCUGCCGAUGGUGUCAAAGUGGAGGAUAUCCUUGAUUCCGUUUAUUUUGCAGAUGACAUUGUCAACCACCUCUUUUGUAUGAUGGAUGCUUGGAACUACAAGGGUAUUACAAAACCAUUGCUUGCAGUACAAGUCACCGAACUUGUUGACGGCAUCUUUAUUGGUUGCAGUAUAAACCAACAUUCAAGAAAUCAUGACCAAGAAGCCUCUAAUUGGACAUGGAUUGUCGUCUCCGAAUUCUUCACAGCGGGUAGUAUUUCAUUUUCGUAA
Molecule: messenger RNA, 594 nt
Organism: Pyrus x bretschneideri (Chinese white pear)
Lineage: Eukaryota; Viridiplantae; Streptophyta; Magnoliopsida; Rosales; Rosaceae
Exons: 1
Coding region: 1-594 (197 amino acids)
Source: RefSeq, a predicted model, not a curated record